Molecule: messenger RNA, 2928 nt
Organism: Pangasianodon hypophthalmus (striped catfish)
Lineage: Eukaryota; Metazoa; Chordata; Actinopteri; Siluriformes; Pangasiidae
Gene: nol9
Product: nucleolar protein 9
Exons: 13
Coding region: 360-2531 (723 amino acids)
Biological process (GO): cleavage in ITS2 between 5.8S rRNA and LSU-rRNA of tricistronic rRNA transcript (SSU-rRNA, 5.8S rRNA, LSU-rRNA)
Cellular component (GO): nucleus
Molecular function (GO): polynucleotide 5'-hydroxyl-kinase activity
Source: RefSeq, a predicted model, not a curated record
AAAUUAAGUGUAUUAGCACUGAGUUUCAGGCACUGCUGUAGCCCUGUGUGAAAAUAUCAUUUUGUAAAAAUAUUUAUAAUAAAUUGCAUCUUAUUGCACUCUCCACAUUUUAUCCAGUGCCCUAAUGGCUGCAGUUCUCAGUUUGGUUCUCUUUACUCGACGUUGAGAAUGAUGUGUGUAUUUUAGUGACGCUCCCUAAAGUCUGUUCCCUUAAAUCAGCGGUGAAUGACUUACCUCACCUUCGCUCCAGUGUCUACAACCUCGCGCAAUGUUCUGUCAUAUAUGAAGCUAAUCUACAUUAAAACUGGUGUUCUUUCACACCGUGAGCCAGUGCCAAUGAAAGUUCACAAGCAGUGACCAUGAAGGUGCAUAAAGUCUCCACUCGCUCCAAACAUGAGCAUCGAAAUGCCACGAAACGCCACACGAAAAACAAAUGGCGCACCCACGGGAAGAAAAUCCGCCAUGUGGAUCCCUCCGGCCACAGUCCGAAGCCUUCAACAGCAAAGUUUGAGAAUGAGCUUGUUAACAGACAGAAGCCCAAAGUGAAGCGGUUACAGAAGGCUUACGUCAAGGCUGCCACUGUAACAUCUGAAGACGGACGUUUAUCACAGGCUAAAGGCAAGGCCGUGUCUGCACCCUUCCCUCACGUCCACACCAACGGCGGCACCGAGCUGGAGACGGGCAGUGACUCGGAGGACUCCCAGGACUGGAGGUCUUACGCCAAGAGCGUUCUUCAGAACGGUUCGGAGAAAGAAGCAGGUGAAGGGAACUCGGUUGCAAAUCAGUUAGAGGAAGAGGAGGUGUUCGAAUACCACGCCCAGUAUGACCGCUCCCAGAACCACACAGUGUUAGUCCUGAAGCAAGGCCAGUCGCUGUGUUUUCGAGGGAAGUGCCUGCUCACGUGCCUGAGCGGUCGCGUGGAAGUGCUGGGCUUCACCAUAGAGCAGGGCCAGCAGCCUUAUCCGCUCUUCUCACCGUCGUCCCACUGUCCCCUCACCAUCAGGGCCAUGGCCGACUGCACAGCUUCAGCCAAGAGCAGGAAGGAAAGCCGACUGGAGGCCAAGGCCAUCGUCCGCAAGUACCUCUUGUCAGAGCCUCGGAAGAGACUGCUGAGUGAGGUGGACGCAGACUCGUGCGUGGUGCUGCUUCAGCCACUGGACACGUCACUCACACGCUUCUUCGGCAGCUUCAGUGAACUCAGCCAUCUCUUUGGCCUCAGCUCGAAGGAGCUGCACUCUCAGGCUGCUGUGUAUAACCCAGCUCUCUCAGCCGUGGGUGUUACAGCGCUAAAAGGUUCCUGUGCACGCGGUCUGGUGGCAUCCGACAGCUAUAAAGAGGCUCUCAGCAGCCUGCUCAGUGCAUGGGAAGGGGAUUUUGAUCGCUGUCCCAUUAUUCUCGUGUGUGGGGCCAAAAACUCUGGCAAGUCGACCUUCAACAGACAUCUCAUCAACAGCCUGCUUAACCACACUGCAAGCGUGGAGUAUUUGGAGUGUGAUCUUGGCCAGACUGAGUUCACACCUCCCGGGUGUCUCUCCUUAAUCACAGUGACUGAGCCACUGCUAGGCCCUCCGUUUACACACCAGCGAGAGCCAGAGCACAUGGUGUUUUAUGGACAGGCAGACUGCCAAUCUGAUCUAGACCGCUACCUGGACUCACUCAAAUCCCUGUGGAGACAGUACAGCGGAGAGAACCCAGUGAUCAUUAACACCAUGGGAUGGGUCAAAGGUCAUGGCUUCCAGGUGCUGGUGGACCUCAUCCGCUUCUUCUCCGUCACCCAUGUGGUGCAGCUGAGCUACGGCGCCACACCACAGUGCCAUACUCUCACCCCCGACUUCCUGCGCUCUGCCCACGGCUGGCACACGCAUCCCCCGGCACAGUCGGCCCUGGCAGAGGAACCGGCCAAUCAGCUCACAGCGCGGGGUCACCUGCUCCUCAGCGUCCACUCGGAGUUUGAAGGAGCCGGGACCUCCGGGGAAAUGCGUCACCAGCGCAGUAACGAGCUGCGUGACCUGGCAUUGCUGGGUUACUUCAGCCAGCUACAGUCUGCAGAACCCGGCCCCAUCCGCCCCCUGCACUGCUUCACCCCCUACCAGGUGCCCCACUCAGCUAUAGCUCUUGGAGUCACACACUGCGAUGUGGCUCCCAACCACAUCCUGUAUGCCGCUAAUGCCAGUUUAGUAGCUCUGUGCUGUCUGAGUGAAAAAGUGGCAGGAAGAGGUGGACCUGUGCUGCUGUCUCAAACGCCCAUCUGUCAGUGCGUGGGCUUAGGUGUCCUCAGAGGGGUGGACAUGGCUCGUGGGCUCUACUUUCUAGUCACCCCAGUGCCUCCUGUGACCCUGAGGCAGGUCAACUGCCUGCUACUAGGGGAGAUCACACUGCCUAAAAUCCUCCUCACUGUCCAGCAUGGUUUUGAAACGGAGCUCCCUUAUGUCACCACAGAUUACAGCUUUGAGAUCACCGGCGCAGGAAAAGUCCACGUUUUCAAAGGGCUCACAAGAUCCUGUUUCGUCAAAUCUAAAACGAAUAACUAAACUCUUGUGUAUGGACUUCUCUUUCAGCGAAUGAUGUUUGUAUCACUGUAAUUGUUUUAUAUACCAAAUAAAGAGGCUACAGCUGCCACCGAAUGUACAGAACGACAGACAUUUUGCUUCUUGGAUCAGUAUACCAUCUAAAGACCUGGUGCAUGAUGGGAACGGUAGUUUUUAGAGUCCUAAGCCUGCGCCUUGCCAUAUGGAACACGGUUACGAUAAAACAUUGUUGCCUGACAUAUUUGUGUUUUCUCUUCUGUUUUAUAUUUCCACAUAUUUCCUAGUAUCACUAGUAAUAGGUUUGCUUGCAUACUGUUCAUUUGUCAGUUUGUUUCAGGUAACAUUCCCGGACUGUACAGACUGUAAGAUAUUAAAAUGGGUUUCACUUUUUUUUUGUCAA